AUGGGUCCGAGCAGAGACGCCUGUGACCGGUGUCACACCAUGAAGACCCGGUGUCAACGAACUCCACAAACCCGAGAAUGUGUACGAUGCAACCGACUCGGAAUCUCGUGUACUUACUCGCCUCCGGGCCGGACCGGCCGCCCAUUGGGUGCUCGCAAGGGGAGUUCGGAGAAGGGCAAGAAAGAAGCGGCCGCAAAGAGCAGAAAAGGACAAGUUCCACACAUGGUAAAGACGCACAUGUCUGCAUCACUAGGAAUGCCGACGCCUGGACUCGGCCACAGUCUGCCGAUGAUGGCCGACGGGAACUCAGGUGUAGACCCGAGUCUCCUCGGUGACUUCGAUCUGUUUUCCGCUUCUGCUUACCAAGCCGAGCUCGACUACCUUUCCUUCCCCUUCAUGGAUUCUUUCCUCGCUGAAAGCUCCGGUGACCUCACAUUUGCACUUGCGAGCGCCAUGGAUUCGCAUCCUCCUCAUUCUUCUGGUUCUUCCAGCCCUUCUGGCUCAUCUAUGCACUCCCCGGUGACACCACAGCAACAGUCGUCCCACCACUCUUCCAGCCAUGAUCACCACCGCGCUUGGAGCAUAAACAGUACCAGCACCGAAUUCUCAGACCUGGACUCGCCAUUCCCUCUCUUUACGGAAAACAUCUUUUCCCCAUCCUUCAUUCCCAAGCAGCCCCAAAACCAAAGACACUCUUUCCCCUCGGAAGAGCACAGUUGUGACGGCGAGGGCAAUGGAGACAUCCACAUCCGUCUUCUUGACCUGCAAACUCGCAUAUCCAACCUCGUCAAGAACCUCCACGAAGGCCGCGGCUCGUCAAACGACUGCAAAGACAUUCUUGGCGCGGGCAAGUCGCUCAUCAACCUCCUGGACGGCGUUUCUAUUCCCUCUAGGAUGUUCGCCACCCCAUCUUCAUCGCCAUUCUCUUCCGAGCCAACUAGUCCCAUGUCCUCCGGCAGCUCUACCCAUUUCUCAUCAUCGUCGUCGUCAUCGUCACCCUCGUUGCCUUCCAGAGCCGCAGUCCCCAACAACAUGAUCAUUCUUUCCCUCUCCAGCUGCUACGCAACUCUGCUCCACGCUUACGAGGUGCUGGUGGAUUCUAUGCAUCAUCAGCAUCAACAUCAUCAACAUCAAAGUCAUAACAAUAGGAAAUACAACCAAAACACACACACAAACACGCCACUGCUCAGUCCCGCAUCGUCCAUCUCCUCUUUCUCAUCGAAAGAACAGCAGGGUUACUUCUUCAGCAGCAACCUUGACAAUAGCAACAAUGCCCACCACCUCAAAGCCAUGGCUCAGAUGGUUCAAAAACUCAAACAUGCCUUGCAACGUUGUAUGGUGAGAAUGGGUCGAGGUCAGGGUCGGGGUCGGGGUCAGGGAAGCAGCACUAAGAAGAAGGAAAUGAAUAACAUGGACGGAUGCACCGCAAGUGAUGACAUGUUGAUGGGACUGUCGAGGCCGGAAUUGCUGGAGAUGGGGUGGGGAGAGGAGGAUGAGUUGUUUAUGCAGCAGCAGCAGCCGUUUAUGAGCUGGUGA
Messenger RNA from Sordaria macrospora k-hell, 1536 nucleotides. RefSeq lists its product as uncharacterized. Gene Ontology annotation, biological process: regulation of DNA-templated transcription. Lineage: Eukaryota; Fungi; Ascomycota; Sordariomycetes; Sordariales; Sordariaceae. The record is from RefSeq and is a predicted model, not a curated record. Gene Ontology annotation, cellular component: nucleus. Gene Ontology annotation, molecular function: transcription cis-regulatory region binding; zinc ion binding; DNA-binding transcription factor activity, RNA polymerase II-specific.